Molecule: messenger RNA, 4757 nt
Organism: Notechis scutatus (mainland tiger snake)
Lineage: Eukaryota; Metazoa; Chordata; Lepidosauria; Squamata; Elapidae
Gene: GLB1L2
Product: galactosidase beta 1 like 2
Biological process (GO): carbohydrate metabolic process
Molecular function (GO): beta-galactosidase activity
Source: RefSeq, a predicted model, not a curated record
UGGACGGGUCCGGGUCUCGCCGGAGGUCGUCGGCCAUGUGGAGCUGCGCGGGGCGCCGCCGUCGCCGGCUGCUGGCGGGCCUUUUCGUGCUGCUGCUGGCCGCCGUCGCCAUCCGCAGGUACAACUUGACGAACAUAAUUCCCAUGCGGUUCUGGGGCCGAGUGCUGGGCUUACAGGCCAAGCACUCGCAGUUCCUGCUGGAGGAGAAGCCCUUUCGCAUCCUUGGCGGCUCAAUGCACUAUUUCCGCAUCCCCCGGGAAUAUUGGAGGGACCGCUUGGUGAAGAUGAAGGCCUGCGGCCUGAACACCCUCACCACGUACAUACCGUGGAACCUUCAUGAGGCCGUCAGAGGGAAGUUUGACUUCAGCGGAAAUUUGGAUGUGCAGGCUUUUCUUGGGAUAGCAGAAGAAGUCGGACUAUGGGUCAUUCUGCGUCCCGGACCGUAUAUAUGCUCAGAGUGGGACCUUGGUGGCCUGCCCAGCUGGUUGCUUCAGGACCCUGAAAUGCAACUGAGGACAACCUACAAGGGUUUUACCGAGGCUGUAGAUUCUUACUUUGACAACCUCAUGCCCCAGGUGGUCCAUCUUCAGUACAAGAAUGGAGGGCCAAUUAUAGCCGUGCAGGUGGAGAAUGAGUACGGCUCCUAUGCCCAAGACCAGAAUUACAUGGCCUACAUAAAGCAGGCUCUGCUGAGCAGGAACGUGGUGGAGUUAUUGGUGACCUCGGAUAAUAAAGAUGGCCUGAGUGCUGGCAUCGUAGAAGGAGCCUUGGCCACGAUCAACUUUCAGAAGAUGGAGCCGGGACUCCUGUCCUCCCUCAACAAACUGCAGCACGACAUGCCAACGAUGGUGAUGGAGUACUGGACUGGUUGGUUUGACAGCUGGGGAGAACCUCACAAUGUCUUCGAUGCAGACGAGAUGCUGGAAAGGGUGGAGGGCGUCCUCCGGGCUGGAGCCUCCAUCAAUCUGUACAUGUUCCACGGAGGCACCAAUUUCGGAUUCAUGAACGGCGCCCUACAUUUUAACGACUACAAGGCAACCAUCACCAGCUACGAUUACGACGCUGUGCUUACCGAGGCUGGAGAUUACACCGCCAAGUACUUCAAACUGCGCAAGCUUUUUUCCAGCAUGAUAGAGACGCCGCUCCCUCCACCUCCGAUAAUUUCACAUAAAGCAUCCUACGGGGCCAUCCUGAUGCAGCAAUACAUCUCACUGUGGGAAUUGUUGUCGGGAAUGGAGAUUGUGAAGUCAGAAUACCCUAUUAACAUGGAGAACUUGCCAAUAAAUAAUGGCAAUGGGCAGGCAUUUGGCUACACCCUCUAUGAAACGGUCAUCCUCGGUGGAGGAACCCUCUAUUCCCGUGAUUACAUCCGAGACCGAGCACAGGUGUUUGUUAAUACUCGAUACAUUGGCCACCUUGAUUACAAUGUACAGGAGCUGCCCAUUCCUAACCGACAGGGAUAUAGGCAGCUGCAAAUUUUAGUCGAGAACUCUGGGAGAGUAAACUAUGGGCUUAAUCUGAACAACCAACGGAAAGGCUUAAUUGGUGACAUUGUUUUCAACAAAACCUCCUUGAGAAACUUCAAGAUUUACAGCCUUGAAAUGAAACCCAGCUUCAUGGAAAGUCUACGAGGAGCAUCUCCUUGGAGUGCCAUCCCUGACAGCGCGGUGGGGCCUGCCUUCUUCCGAGGGACACUCCAAGUACAGUAUGUGCCCCAGGACACUUUCCUGAAGCUCGAGGGCUGGGAAAAGGGAGUUGUGUUUGUCAAUGGCCAGAACCUUGGUCGCUACUGGAAAAUCGGUCCUCAGGAAACACUCUACCUCCCGGGAACCUGGCUCCAGCAAGGGUACAACGAAAUCGUCAUAUUUGAGGAGCGUCUUGGAGGCCGUAUCAUCCAUUCCACAGACCUGGCUUUUUUGGGGAGGGUUCAGUACGUGACCUGAGCUCUUCCUGAUUGCCCCACCCUCUACUGGUAGUAAUGGUUAAGGUUAUGCGUCUUAACUGAUGGUGGGAGGUAACAGAGUCUCGAUGCGGACCUGCCUCCCCUCCCGUUGUGAAAACUGUGCCCCGUAUCCUUAUAUUUUCUAGUUAUGGGUGGAGUUUGGCCGAGGAAGGCCCCCCCCCGGUCAGUUAAUUUAGGAGGUUGACGAAGAGUUCCUGAAGAAAGAAGGAUGCCCAGAUAGUUAGGAACGUUCUCCUAAAGGAGCUCAAACUUUACUACAAGUUCUCGUGUAAACACUAGAUGCUAAGGACCUGACAAAGGAACGAAUGUUCACGCGAAAGAUCCGAAGAAUUGGAAACAGCCGAUCUGCAGCGGGUUAGACUCAGACCGGCCUUUAGGCUGUGUCUGGAAAAGGAACGUUUUUUGGUUUUUUGCAUCUCUAAUAGUCCACGUUGGGUCUUUUCAGACAGUUGAAGCUGCCAGUCUCAGGUCCCUGAGUUGGUCCUUAGGAAAGGCUGCGAAGAAACGUUGUCGUUUAUUUUAUAUAUAUAUAUUUUGCAUUCUUUCGGUCGUUUCCAACCCAGAUCAUAAACGAAGGACCGCCAUGUUUGGGCAUAUAAAUGGGGGACUUCCAUGCAAAGCCAACAGGAAUUGCAUUUCAGCGAUGUGUUGAUGGAUUUUUGACGGUGGGCAGGUUGGAAUUGGACCUCCCCCAAGCUGCACAGAACGCCGGUGACCUCUGGAAGCCCCUUGCCCCACGCCCCUCGCAACUCUCUCCCCAGCUCGGCCACAUGGAGGACCGCCAAUUAUAAAGGGUGGGUGCUAGGCCAGGAGUGGGUGGGAUCGGGAUGUACCUUCACACGCACUCACCUGCUGCUAAACUCUCGGAGCGCCCCUUUGAGCCAGGAGGAAGGUCCAACUUGAGCCCCCCCAUGUGUAGAGAGCCCACCACCAAAGACCAACCCCAAACGGUGCCGUUUCAGAAAAUAGACACGUCUGGAAAAACAUCACACCAUGUUUCACAUCCCCAGGUUGCGAUUCUGUGCGGCGGGCUUCGUCCGUUUUGCCACAGGAGCCCCUCCCUCCCUCAGCAAAAUGGGGCUGGCAACUCUCGCUAUAUCCACAGCCCUCCUUUUAGCUUUUCUCGAUUGGAUCUCCUAAAGGGGAAUGAGUCCCCAGUCCGAACACGGCUCCCUUUUGGAGAUAAUCCUCGGAUUAGGACGGCUUGCGUCAAGAAUUCGACCGCGUCUCCUUUGCUUCCGAGGGAGGGGGUCUGAAGGAUUGGAGAUUCAGCCCCGGAAAGGGUGCUUUUGAAUGCAUUUCGGAAUAAUUAGAAGAGGAAUUGGAUCUGUUUUUUUUAAAAAUGAUCUUUUUUGUGCCUUUUUUUUUUUUUAAAAAAAAAGAGGGACAGAAAGAGAAAAGGCAACAUGGAUGGCUACAUUCCCCCAAUAUGACGAUCCCCUCAUCCAGGGGUCCUCAAAAAUUGACAGCUUUAAGACUUGUGGACUUCAGCUCCCAGAAUCCCUCCUCCAGUCCUGUUAGCUCGGGAAUUCUGGGAGUUGAAAUCCACAAGUUUUAAACUUGCCAAGUUUGAAGACCCUUGCGUUAAAGUAAUACAAGAACAGGAAAUGCAUCACAGGAACAGUAGAGAUGAAACCUGGAGGGGCAAUGUGAUACAGGAAACCACUGCAAUAGAGGGGAAUGGUAGAGCUGCAGGGGUCUUCUAACUUGACAGCUUUCAGACGUGUGGACUUCAACUCCCAGAAUCCCUCCUCCAGUCCUGUUAGCUUGGGAACUCUGGGAGUUGAAGUCCACAAGUCUUAAACUUUACAGGUUUGAAGACCCUUGCCCUAAUAUGAUGCCCUCCCAAGUGCCUUGAGGCAUAACCUGUGACCCCAGAAGGCCAGUGGAUGAUGGAUUUUGUAUUCCCUACUAACCUUGGAAGCACCGGUUGGAAAAAGGCGCUUUAAGCCAUAAAUGUCCAGUCUUCGUGUCCCGCUGUCUCAUCCAUCAAUCAAGACCUCAGUUUCCCUGUUGGAGCCAAGGGUUGUAAAUAACCGUGGACACAAUCGGUGUCUGAUGUUGACCUCCAGCCAGCCUGCCAUUGGUUGUAUGUUGCAGGCACCUAUCCAAACACGCGUGCCCACACCCAAAGUAAAUCUGGCGCCUGGUUUUCCAGCGAUCGUUCAAGUUGAUUGUUUACAAGGCUGUUUGAAUUGUGACCCUUUAUAGCUUAAAGCCUUGUGGACUUCAACUCCCAGAAUUCCCCAGCCAGGCCAUCAUGGCUGGCUGGGGAAUUCUGGGAGUUGAAGUCUACAGGUCUUAAUGUUGCCAAGGUUGGCCACCUUUUCUUUAGCCACCGCAGGCCCAAACAAUGUUGAGGUCUUUUCUGGCUGUUGUUUCAUUCUAUUUAUGAAAUUAACUACAAUUAAAAAACUGAAAAAUAUAAGAAAGGUACAGCUGUUAAAAACACAAGACAAAAGAAGGGGAAAGCAGCACCCUUUCCACCUGUUCCACGCUCUGCAACUCCCUGGCACCCUGAUAGCAAAGAUUUGAAUCUUUGGAGGCCUCCAUCCGCCACGUGCUCCUUUGCAAAAAAAAACAAACAGGAGGAAAAUUGGGAUGAAUCACUGAAAUUUUCCUUCCGGUCUUACGAUUUGCUGCAGCCUGGCAGAAUUAUAGUCAUAAAAUGGAGAGAGAGGAAGGGUGAAAGAAGAAGAGAACACACAUACACACACACACCAGCAGAAAGAACAGCAAUUGGGAAGACGUGCUUCGGUGAGAAAACUGAAUUUCCUUUUUUUUGUUGUUAAGG